Dentiscutata heterogama is the source of this 14947-nucleotide messenger RNA. The record is from the annotation of a GenBank genome assembly. NCBI's taxonomy places the organism in Eukaryota, Fungi, Glomeromycota, Glomeromycetes, Diversisporales, Gigasporaceae.
AUGACUGAUAAGGGUGGGUUUCCUAAAGGUGACGACUUUUACAUUAAGUCGGCUAUUUCAGUUUCAGGCUCUUCCUCCUCUUCCUCUGGUCAAAACACGGUCGUUGACGUUGAGCGCGGCUUUUUCGUGGCCUGGGGUUCGGUUAAAGACGGAACAAAAGUUAUUGUUGCUCCACAAAAGAGUACUACUGAACAUGACGGUUAUCAACUUUGGCAAUAUGAAGACGGCUUUCUGAUUAACAAACAAACAACUUUAUGCUUGGAACCUGAAUCAGAGAAAGUGGGAAGUCGUCUUGUUCUUCAUCAUAGAAGAAGUGGAAGUCAAACUGCUAGCCAGAAAUGGGUCCUUACCAAAGAUGGACGUAUUCAAUUAAGAAAUAAACAGCUCGCGCUUGAAGUUAAAGACAAACAUGUUAUUCUUUGUGACGUUGGAAAAACCCCCAAGAACCCCUUGGCUUCACAAUUUCAUAUAAUGCCACUCCAUCCUGUGAAGAAAAGUGGUGCCGCUAUUGGUGUUGUUAGACUAGAAUUGAUUGGUGCUAAAGGCUUAAAAGGUGUUGAUUCUUUCUUGGCUGGUGGAAAAUCUGACCCUUAUGUUCGAGUAUUCCACGCUGGUAAUAACAAAGACAUUAUCGCUCAAACUAAAGUCAUAGACAAUGACUUGAAUCCAGUGUGGAAUGAAGUUCACUAUUUACCUGUCAAAUAUAUUGGUGAAAAGUUCAUUUUGGAUGUGAUGGAUUUUAACACUUUUAUAAAAGAUAAACCGCUUGGAAAUUGCAAUUUAGAAAUUACUCAAGAGCUUGUCAAAGAAGUUUCAGAAGGUGUUUAUGAAGGAAGUGCAAAUGGUAUUGACGUUACGGCAAAACUUACCAUUCAAGGUCAUCUUCAUUACAAAGCGAAAUUCUUCCCAUUGGAACCUCUUCCAAAACCUACUCCCGAUUUUCUUGCCAAUCUUAAAGAGAAACCUUUUGGUCGUUCAACAUUUUAUGUUCUUAUCACAUUACAAGCUCCAAAUGGUGGUUUCCCUCCUUCUGAUACAUUAGCCAAUCUAUUUGGUUUUGAAUCUCAAGAACAACUCUUAAACUUAUAUAAAUCUCAUUGUCGUGAAGAACGUAUUUUAAAGCAUAAUAAUCAUACAGUAUGGACAACUAGCAUGAUCUUAUGGUUCUUACGUUUCUUAUUAAAAGAUUACAGAAGUGAAUGGGGUGGUAUUUAUGAACGUGCUGAACAGUUUAUUAGUAAAGAAAUUAACGAUUUAGAAAUGGAAGAAACUGUAGUUGCUAGUGGCAGAAAAGCUGUCCGUGAAAGAUUUGAUAUUGAUUCCAAAUCUAGACGAAUUACUAGAGACACUAUUUCAAUUGCACAUGUUAGACGUAUUCUUAAAUGUCAACAAAAUACUGGCGCAUAUUACUUUACUGAUGAUCUUGCGAAAUCCUUUGGUUAUGAAAAUUCCGAAAAACUUCAAACUGCAUUCUAUGAAUAUAGAAAUAGUAAAACCAAAUCACAAAAAAUUUCUCAAAUUAGUCCCUCAGUCUGGUCAACAAUGAUGGUACUUUAUUUCUAUCGUUAUGUUGCCGUCGAUCAAAAGAAAGAAUGGUUCCAAACCUAUGAAAGAUCUUACAAAUGGUUAUGGGCUCAAUUAAAGGGUAAUGAAGCCCUUGAACAAGAAUGUUUUGAUAUUGUUAAAUCAUUUAUCAAAGACUGUCAUGGUGUAAAAGAUGAUGUUGUGGAGAUGGAUCGUAACUUUGAAAAGGAAAUUGCUGAUAUGAUAGACUCUAUUAAGAACCCACAAAAAGAUCGAGGAAUUGCUCAAAAACCUUAUGGUAUCGCUCGUAUCGAAAUUAAAAGUGCCAAAAACCUGAAACAAGCCGAUUCGUGGCUUGCUGGUGGUGCUUCCGACCCAUAUGUUAGAAUAUCUAACCUUUCCACAAGUUGGGUUUAUGGUGAUUCACGUGUCAUCUACAACAACUGUGAUCCCGUUUGGGACCAAGUGUUUUAUAUUCCUGUUUAUGAUAUUCAUGAAAAAUUCAAUUUACAAGUCUUCGACUAUAACGCUUUCUUUAAACAUAAACUUUUGGGAUUUUAUAUUCUUGAUCUCAAAAAUAUAAUUAAAGAGCUUCCUAAUGGUUCUUAUGAAGGAAAGAAAUUAAAACUUGAUGCCAAUCUUACUUAUAAAGGAAGCAACCGAGGACAAUUAUCAUUCGUUGCUGACUUCUUUUCGCUUCCAGAACCAGAUAAAAUGGAAGCUAUUACAAUAAAUAAUGUCUCAAUUCGACAUUUAUAUCUCUUAAUGACUUAUCAAAGUCAAUAUGGUUACUUUGACCUUACCGACUCUUUAGCAAAAUUAUUCAACUUCAAUUCUAAGGAAGAACUUGCUAAAGCCUUCUCUGAUUUUGUACAGGAUGAGGGGGUUCGUAGUUUGAGUCACAGAAUUUGGGCUACAGUGCUCGUCACAUCUUUCCUUAAAGUAUUAUUAUGGAAAGAUCGUCGUGAGUGGGUGAAUAUUUACAACAGAGCUGAAAGUUGGUUGAGUGAAAAUGUACCCGAUGUUGAAGUUGAAGAACGUCUUUAUAAUUACUCGAACAAAUUCGUUAUUCAACUAUUUAAAGCCACUCAAUGGGUAGAUGAAAAUCAACAAAGGAGUUUGGGUAUUCUAGUUAUUUCUAAGAAAUCAAUCAUUACUCGACGAUAUGUUGAUAUACGUGUUGUCCGUCGGUUCCUCAGUUAUCAGAAUGAAUCUGGUUGUUUCGAACUCACCCCACAAUUGGCAGAAGCUUUGGGCUUCAGCUCUGUUGAAGAAGCUAAAAAACAUAUUGAAGCUCAUUUUUCAAACCACUCACCAAGACUUGCUCAAUGUAAUCCUAACAUUUGGAGUACUGCUAUUAUGACUUGGUUCAUUCGAUAUGUAUUAGUAGACUUCAGAAAUGAGUGGGUAGAUUCAUACCAAAAAGCACAGAAAUGGCUUUGUCAACAAGUACCAGACGAGAAAGUACGGGAGGAACUUCUUGAGGCUGCUAGAAUCUUUGUUGUUAAAAGAUUUGAGGUUGAACCGGAUGCUAUAAGCGAAGAUGAAUCUUUCAGGGAAUCUAUAGAAAAGAAUCAGAAUCGUGAAGUUAUUGAAGAACCCGAUGAAGAAGAACAACCAAUUCCUGAUGAUCAAGUUGUCGGUAUAAUUAGGAUCUGUGUUAAAGAUGCCAAAAAUCUCAAAAAAUCCGAUAGUUGGUUUUCCUUUGCUAACCCUGAUCCGUACGUUCGCAUUAUUGAUGCUGCCGGAAAUGUAAUAGUUCGCACUAAGGCUAAUCAUGGAACCAUUAAUCCAAAAUGGAAUGAAGUACAUUUAAUUUCUGCUCAUGGUUUAGGCGAAAAAAUUUCGUUUGAAAUCUAUGAUGAAAAUCUUUUUAUAUCGGACAAACCUCUUGGUACCUAUGUCUUGGAUACUAACAUUUUACUAAAAAGUGAGGAUCAAUCUAAACCUUUAUGUGGUCCGUUCUCACUUCAAAUUGGUCAAAAGCCAGUUAGAGGACAAUUAAACUUGGAAAUUCAAUUUUUCCCAGUCAGUUUCACCGAGGGUGAGAACUUUAUCUUUUCCAAAGAUACUAUUAAACAACAGCAUUUAUACAUGCUUAUUAGCUGGCGUAAUGCGAGUGGAUCCUGGGAAUUUACUGAUAAAUUGGCGCGUUUCUUUAAUUAUAAAACUGCUGAAGAAUUGAAACAAGCUUUCCUUGCUCACUUAUCUUCUUCAGACAAAGAACUCUUAAAAUAUGACUUGUCUAUAUUGGCGACAGCUCUUACGAUUAUGUAUCUCAAGGUUUUAUGCUGGAAACACUAUGGUGAAUGGAAACGAAUUGCUGCAGACAGUGAAGCGUGGCUCAGCAAAGAAAUGAACAAUAUUGAUGCCGAGGAUCGUUUAUAUGAUUUAUGUAGAAAAUUCAUUGUUGAACGUUUCAAUGUUAAGAAUUUCGAAAAAGAACAAUUGGAAAUCAUCGAACCUGCCAAACAAACCAUCGUUACUCGAAAGGUUAUCACUAUCCGUCAUGUUCGUACACUUCUUUCUCAUCAAUCUGACGAUGGUUGUGUUGAAUUAAACGAAAAAGUGGCUGAAUUCUUUGGAUUCAAAAGUGUCGAUGAAUUUUUACAACACUUGCAAAAACAUUUUAAAACAGAACGUGUCAAAAAGCUUCACCAUAAUGCUUGGGUUACCGCCUGCGUGGUUUGGUACCUACGUUUAGUUGCUCUUGAUCACCGACAUGAAUGGAUCGGCAAUUAUGAGAAAUCAUCAGAAUGGUUAAAAAAACAAUGCAAUGGAGAUACUGUUCUCGAAAAAGAAAUCAAUGAUUGCGCCAAGAAAUUCAUUAUUUCAAGAUAUGAAGUUGACAAUGAUGCUAUUGAAGCCGAUACUAGCUUCAUUGCAGCUAUUAAGACCAAAGAUGCUGCAAUAGCAGAAGAAAAGAAUGAAAUUAAGAGACAAAAGAAAGGAAGCAUGCACCGCAAAACAAUCUCCUUAUCUGGUAAUGUUGUUAAUCGAAGUACUACCAAUGAAGAAGUUAUUAAAAAAUUCCUUACAUACCGUCCAAAGAAUGGUUGUUAUCAACUUAUUGAUGAAAUUGCGAAACACCUUGGAUUCUACGAUAAAGCAUCCCUGGAAUCAGCAUUACGAAGUCACUUUAUCUCUGAUAAUUUAUCAAAACUUGAUAUUGAUACAUUGCUCACUGCAGUAGCGAUAUGGUAUUUACGUUUAUUGGGUGUAGACCAUCGCGAUCAUUGGUCUGGUGAAUGUGAUGAAUUAUAUAAAUUAUUACAUUCACGAAUUAAUAAUCCUCAAAUUGAACGUGAACUGCUGGGAUCUGCCAAACAAUUUAUUAUCAGAAGUUAUAAUGUUGAGGAUGAUGCUAUUGAAAAGGAUGAUGAAUAUCAAGAUCAUUUGAACCGUACCUCAGACAUUGAAAGUUGUAAAACCUAUGUUAUAGACAAAUCAGAUAAAUCGGCCUACAAUAAACUUGAUAAUAUCAUGCCAAGAGUUAUAGAAGAUGCUAAAAAAGAUGAUAAGCCUACUAUUAAAGAUGUUAAAAACUUUUUCGGUGGCCUUUAUGAAACGGCUUCUAAACUUGGCGACAAGGUUGAAGAUAAGAUUGAAGAUGCCCUUACAUUUGAUAAAAACAAACAUGAUGAUCAUGAGAAAGCUGAAGCUCUUAUUGUCGUUGAAGAAUUAACCACUCCCGAAAAGUGCAAUGAAAUCGUCUCGAAUCAAAAAGAUGAUGGUUCUAUUGAAUUAAACGAUUCAGUUUGUAAUGAACUAGAUGCUCCUAAAGAAGAAAUCAUUACAACAAUUCAAAAGAAGAUUAAAAAUAAUAAACUUAAAUCACCAGAGUUGUUACCAAGUCUUCAAACUGCAAUUAGCAUUUCAUACCUUAAGAAAGCUGCACCCCAGCAUGAAAGUUUAUGGAAAGAUAAAUAUGAUAAAGCCCGUAAAUAUCUUACUGAACAAAUAAAAGAUGAAAAAUUAGCAGACGAACUUUUAGAUUUGGCGGAUAAUUAUGUAGUUGAAAAUAGUAUAAAGAAAGUGAUUAAAAACAAAAAGAGAAAUGCAGUAUCUAAUGUGCGAAAUUUAGCUACACCAGAAAAAUGCAACGAUGCAGUAUCUAAACAAAAAGAUGACGGCUCUUUUGAAAUUAGUGAGACGGUUUGUGAAGAAAUAGAUGUUCCUGUUGAAGACGUAGUACCUACAGUAAAGAAAUGUUCACAAAAUAAGAAACUCAGAUCACCCGAAUCAGAGCCGUGGUGGAAAACAGCACUUACUCUUAGUUACCUUAAAAUCGCUGCUCCACAUCAUAAAAAUCUAUGGAAAGAUAAAUACGAGAAAGCUCGCGAUUAUCUUUCUAAACAAAUCGGAGAUGCAGCAACAGAAAAAGAAUUAUUAGAUUGUACUGAUAAAUACGUUGUUGAUAAUGUCACUAAGAAGUUUGAGAAAGAUCAUAAGAAGACUGCUGCACUUCCUAUUGUUCGAGAAAAAGUUUCUCCCGAGAAACACAAAGAAAUUGUAUCUAAACAAAAAGAUGAUGGCUGUAUUGAAUUGGAUGAUUCAGUAUGCAAAGAGUUAGAUGCUCCUAAGGAAGAAGUUAUUACUACAAUUAGAAAGAAAAUUAAAAAUAAUAAACUUAAAUCACCCGAAUAUUCAUCAAGUCUGGGAACUGCAGUUAAUAUUUCAUACCUUAAGAAUGCUGCACCUCUUCACGAAGCUUCAUGGAAGGAUAAAUAUGAUAAAGCCCGUGAAUAUCUUUCUAAGCAAAUUGGAGAUAAAGAUGCUGAAGAGGAAUUAAUAAAAUGUGCCGAUGAAUACGUAGUUGAUAAAGUAACUGACAAAGUAAUUGAGGAAAAGAAACGUGAUGUAAUUGAUAUUAAGAAAAAAGAAAUACCUAAAUCUGAAAAAGGUAAAAGCUUUUUCGGUGGCCUUUAUGAAUCACCUAAAUCUGAAAAAGGCAAAAGCUUUUUCGGUGGUGUUUAUGAAACAGUUGCUUCUAAGAUUGGUGGGAUUGGUGAUCAUCUUGAAGAUGCUUUCUCGGUUGAUAAUGACAAACAUGAUGAUCAUGAAAAAGCAGAAGCUCUCAUUAUUGUUGAAGAAUCAGCUACUCCUGAAAAAUGUAAUGAAAUCGUUUCAAAUCAGAAAGAUGAUGGCUGCAUUGAAUUGGGUGAUUCAGUUUGUAAUGAACUAGAUGCUCCUAAAGAUGAAAUCAUUACAACAAUUCAAAAGAAAGUUAAAAACGAUAAACUUAAAGUACCCGAGCGUAAAUCAAGUCUUGAAACUGCUAUUAACAUUUCAUACCUUAAGAAAGCUGCACCCGAUCACGAAAGUUUAUGGAGAAACAAAUAUAAUAAAGCCCGUGAAUAUCUUUCUAAAGAAAUCGGAGAUGCUAAUGCUGAAAAAGAACUUUUAGAUUUGGCGGAUAAUUAUGUGGUUGAAAAUAGUAUAAAGAAAGUGAUUAAAGACAAAAAGAGAAAUGCAGUAGGUAAAGCGCGAGAUUCGGCCACACCAGAAAAAUGUAACGAUAUAGUAUCUAAACAAAAGGAUGAUGGAUCUUUUGAAAUUAGUGAGACGAUCUGUGAAGAAAUAGAAAUUCCUGUUGACGUAGUACCUGUAGUAAAGAAAUGUACACAAAACGAGAAACUUAAAUCACCCGAAUCAGAGCCGUGGUGGAAAACAGCACUUACUCUUAGUUACCUUAAAAUCGCUGCACCACAUCACAAAAAAGUAUGGGAAGAUAAAUACAAAAAAGCCCGCGAUUAUCUUUCUAAACAAAUUGGGGAUAAAGAUGCUGAGAAGGAAUUAUUAGAUUGUACUGAUAAAUACGUUGUUGAUAAUGCUACUAAAAAGUUUGAAAAAGAUCAUAAAAAAGACGUUGCAAUUACCAUCGUUCGAGAGGAAGCUUCUCCCGAGAAAUGUGAAGAAAUUGUAUCUAAACAAAAUGAUGAUGGUUGUAUUGAAUUAAAUGAUUCGGUAUGCAAUGAAUUAGACACCCCUAAAGAAGAAGUUAUUUCUGCAAUUCAAAAGAAAGUUAAAAAUAAUAUACUUAAAUCACCCGAGCGCAAAUCAAGUCUUGAAACUGCUAUUAACAUUUCGUACCUUAAGAAUGCUGCACCCCAUCACGAAGAUUUUUGGAAGGAAAAAUAUGAUAAAGCCCGUGAAUACCUUUCUAAUCAAAUUGGAGAUAAAAAUGCUGAAGAAGAAUUAAUAAAAUGCGUCGAUGAAUACGUAGUUGAUAAAGUAACUGACAAAGUAAUUGAAGAAAAGAAACGUGAAGUAAUUGAUUUCAAGGAAGAUGAAAUACCAAAGACUGAAAAACCUAAAGGCUUUUUCGGAAAAAUUUACGAGGUGGUUGCUAAUCUUAGUGGACAUGUUGAACGUGCCCUUGGAUUUAAGAGAAAACUUACUAAACACGAGAAAGCAGAAGCUCUUGUUAUCGUUGAAGAAACAGCCACUCCUGAAAAAUGUAAGGAAAUCAUAGCGAAACAACAUGAUGACGGUUCUAUUGAAUUGGGUGAUUCAGUUUGUAAUGAACUAGAUCUUCCUAAAGAAGAAAUCAUUACAACAAUUCAAAAGAAGAUUAAAAAUAGCAAACUUCAAUCACCCGAGCAUUCAUCAAGUCUUGCAACUGCAAUUAAUCUUGCAUACCUUAAGAAAGCCGCAUCUCGGCAUGAGGGCUUAUGGAGAGACAAAUAUAAUGCAGCCCGUGAUUAUCUAACAAAAGAAAUUGGAGAUGCUAACGCAGAACAAGAACUUUUAGAUUUUGCGGAUGAUUUUGUAAUUGAAAAUGCCACAAGGAAAGUAGUUAAAGAUAAAAGGAGAAAUUCAGUGGAUAGGAUGCAAAAGUCAACUACACCAGAAAAAUGCAAUGAUGCUGUAUCUAAGCAAAAUAAUGAUGGAUCUUUUGAAAUUAGUGAGACAGUUUGUGAAGAAUUAGACGUUCCUAUUACAGAUGUCGUGAAUACAUUAAAGUGUGAUACACAAAAUGAGAAAUUUAAAUCACCCGAAUCAGAGCCGUGGUGGAAAACAGCACUUACUCUUAGUUACCUUAGAAUCGCUGCACCACAACACAAGAAACUAUGGGAAGAUAAAUAUAAUAAAGCUUGUGAUUAUCUUUCAAAACAAAUUGGGGAUAAAGAUGCUGUAGAUGAAUUAUUAGAUUGCACCGACAGAUAUGUCGUUGAUAAUUUCACCGAUAAGGUUGAGAAAGAUCAUAAAAAAGACAUUGCGAUUGUUGUUGUUCAAGAAGCAGCUUCUCCCGAAAAACACAAAGAAAUUGUAUCUCAACAAAAAGAUGAUGGUAGCAUUGAAUUGGAUGAUUCAGUAUGUAAUGAACUAGGUGCUCCCAAGGAAGAAAUUAUUACUACUAUUCAAAAGAAAGUUAAAAAUAAUAAACUUAAAUCACCCGAGCAUUCAACAAGUCUUGCAACCGCUAUAAACCUUUCAUAUCUAAAAAAUGCUGCAGCUAAAUAUGAAGGCGAAUGGAGAGAUAAAUAUAAUAAGGCUCGUGAAUAUCUUUCUAAACAAAUUGGGGAUAAAGAUGCUGAAAAAGAAUUAAUAGAAUGUGCUGAUGAGUAUGUAAUUGAUAAAACAACAAACAAAGUAAUUGAAGAAAAGAAACGUGAUGUAAUUGAUCUUAAGAAAGAUGAUAUACCUAAAACUGAAAAACCUAUUAAAAACUUUUUCGGUGGUCUUUAUGAGAAGGCUGCCAAACUUGGUGAUCAACUCGAAAAUGCCCUUACAUUUGAUAAAAAUAAACAUGAUGAUCAUGAAAAAGCGGAAGCUCUCAUUAUCGUUGAAGAAUCAGCCACUCCUGAAAAAUGUAAGGAAAUCGUUUCAAAUCAGAAAGAUGAUGGCUGCAUUGAAUUAGGUGAUUCAGUUUGUGAUGAACUAGAUGCUCCUAAAGAAGAAAUCAUUACAACAAUCCAAAAGAAUGUUAAAAAUGAUAAACUUAAAUCACCCGAGCAUUCAUCAAGUCUUGCAACUGCAAUUAAUCUUGCAUACCUUAAGAAAGCCGCAUCCCAGUAUGGAGAUUUAUGGAAUGAUAAAUAUAUUAAAGCCCGUGAAUAUCUAUCAAAACAAAUAGGAGAUAAAAAUGCCGAAGAGGAAUUAAUAAAAUGUGCAGAUGAUUAUGUAGUUGAGAAUGCCACAAAGAAAGUGAUUAAAGAUAAAAAGAGAAAUGCAGUAGUUACUGUGCAAAAUUCAACUACACCAGAAAAAUGUAAUGAUGCAGUUUCUAAACAAAAGGAUGACGGAUCUUUUGAAAUUAGUGAGACGAUUUGUGAAGAUAUAGAUGUUCCCAUUACGGAGGUCGUAACUACAGUAAAGAAAGAUACACAAAAUGAAAAACUUAAAUCACCCGAAUCCGAGCCGUGGUGGAAAACAGCACUUGCUCUUAGUUACCUUAAAGUCGCUGCACCACAUCACGAAAAUCUAUGGAAAGAUAAAUACGAGAAAGCUCGCGAAUAUCUUUCUAAACAAAUUGGAAAUCCUGCAGCAGAAAAAGAACUAUUAGAUUGCACUGAUAAAUACGUAGUUGAUAAUGUCACUAAGAAGUUUGAAAAAGAUCAUAAGAAAGCUGCUGCGCUUCCUCUUGUUCAAGAUGCAGCUUCUCCUGAGAAAUGUAAAGAAAUUGUAUCUAAACAAAAAGAUGAUGGUUGUAUUGAAUUGGAUGAUUCAGUGUGUAACGAAUUAGAUACUCCUAAAGAAAAUAUUAUUAAUACAAUUCAGAAGAAAGUUAAAAAUGAUAAACUUAAAACACCCGAGCGUAAAUCAAGCCUUGCAACCGCUGUUAACCUCUCAUAUCUCAAAAAUCUUGCUCCUCAACAUGAAGGUGUAUGGAAAGACAAAUAUGAUAAAGCCCGUAAAUAUCUUUCAAAACAAAUUGGCGAUAAAAAUGCUGAAGAGGAACUAAUAAAAUGUGCCGAUGAGUACGUAGUUGAUAAAGUAACAGACAAAGUAAUUGAAGAAAAGAAACGGGAUGUAAUUGAUCUUAAGAAAGACGAAAUACCAAAAGCCGAAAAACCUGUAGACAAAGGCUUUUUCAAUAAACUUUAUGAUACAACUUCUACUAAGACUGGCGAGAUUGUUGAUCAAGUUAAGAAUCUCUUCACAUUUAAUAAAUACAAACCUGAUAAUCAUGAAAAAGCGGAAGCUCUCGUUAUCAUUGAGGAAUCAGCCACUCCUGAAAAAUGCAAAGAAAUCGUCUCGAAUCAAAAAGAUGAUGGUUCUAUUGAGUUAGGUGAUUCAGUUUGUAAUGAACUAGAUGUUCCUAAGGAAGAAGUUAUUACAACAAUUCAAAAGAAGAUUAAAAAUAAUAAACUUAAAUUACCCGAACAUUCAUCAAGUCUGGAAACUGCAAUUAAUCUUGCGUACCUUAAGAAAGCCGCAUCCCAGUAUGGAGACUUAUGGAAAGAUAAAUAUAAUAAAGCCCGUGAAUAUCUAUCAAAACAAAUAGGAGAUGCUGACGCCGAACAAGAACUUUUAGAAUGUGCCGAUAAUUAUGUAACUGAGAAUGCCAUAAAUAAAGUGAUUAAUAAUAAAAGGAAAAAUUCAGUGGAUACGGUGCAAAAGUCAACUACACCAGAAAAAUGCAACGAUGCAGUAUCUAAACAAAAGGAUGACGGCUCUUUUGAAAUUAGUGAAACGGUUUGCGAAGAAAUAGAUGUUCCUGUUGUAGACAUAGUACCUACAGUAAAGAAAUGUACACAAAAUAAGAAACUUAAAUCACCCGAAUCAGAGCCGUGGUGGAAAACAGCACUUACUCUUAGUUACCUUAAAGUCGCUGCACCACAUCACGAAAAUCUAUGGAAAGAUAAAUACCAGAAAGCUCGCGAUUAUCUUUCUAAACAAAUUGGAGAUAAAGAUGCUGAAGAGGAAUUAAUAAAAUGUGCCGAUGUGUACGUAGUCGAUAAUGUUACUAAGAAGGUUGAGAAAGAUCAUAAAAAAGCUGCUGCGCUUCCUCUUGUUCAAGAUGCAGCUUCUCCCGAAAAAUGUAAAGAAAUUGUAUCUAAACAAAAAGAUGAUGGCAGUAUUGAAUUGGAUGAUUCAGUGUGUAAAGAAUUAGAUACUCCUAAAGAAGAUAUUAUUACCACGAUACAAAAGAACAUUACUAAUAAUAUUCCUCAACUCCCUUCAUUACUUCCAACUGCUAUUAAUAUCUCAUAUCUUAAAAAUCUUGCACCUCAACAUGAAGGUGUAUGGAAAGACAAAUAUGAUAAAGCCCGUGAAUAUCUUUCAAACCAAAUUGGGGACAAAGAUGCUGAGAAUGAAUUAUUAGAUUGCACUGAUAAAUAUGUUGUUGAUAAAGCAACGGGCAAAGUAAUUGAGGAAAAGAAACGGGAUGUAAUUGAUCUUAAGAAAGAUGAAAUACCAAAAUCCGAAAAACCCAAAGGCAAAAGCCUUCUCAGUACUAUUCCUGAAACAGUUUCUAACACGGCUAGUGAGGUUAUUGGUCAAAUUAAGAAUAUCCUUCCAUUUGGUAAGAAAGGACCAGGACAGGAAGGCGAGCAUGAGAAAGGAAGCGCUUUUGGAGAGACCAAGAUAGAGGAUGAACCUGAUAAGAAAGGCGAUCAUAAGAAAGCCUUUGCGCCUCCGGGUCUUACCAAGGACCGCAAAGCAGAUGUUCUUGCUUCACUUCAGGAUGCAGCUUCUCCUGAACAUUGUAAAGAUAUAGUAUCUAAACAAAAGGACGAUGGAUCUAUUGAAUUGGAUGAUACAGUAUGUAAUGAGUUAGAUGUACCUAAAGAAGAAAUUAUCACCUCGAUCCAAAAGGACAUUAAAAAUGAGAAGCUUAAAAUACCCGAACUCCCAUCAUUGCUUUCAACUGCUGUUAAUCUCUCAUAUCUUCAAAAUCUCGCACCUAAACAUAAAGGACAUUGGGAAGAUCAAUAUAAUAAAGGUCGUGAAUAUAUCUCUAAAAAAAUAGGUGAUGCUGAUGCCGAAAAAGAAUUAUUAGAUUGCACUGAUAAAUAUGUAGUCGAUAAAGCAACGGACAAUGUGCUUGACAACAAAAUUCAGCAUUAUAAGACAACUCAGUCUCUUAUCCUCCCUAAACAUAUCGAAGAUAUUAUUUGUGAUGACAAGGAACCAGAUCAAACUGAAAAGGAAGCCGCAUUUAACACUACUAAGGAAUCUGUUACUCCUCAGGUCUGUAAAGAUAUUACUUCUACAGCGAAUGAUGAUGGUCAAAUUGAAUUAAAUGAAACAUUGUGCAAAGAACUUGAUCUUCCAAAAGAGGAAAUUAUUACUACAGUUCAGAAUAACAUUCCUAAUGAAAAACUUAAAUCACCCGAUUUACUUUCAACUGCUGUUAUUCUUUCUUAUCUUAAAAAUGCCGCACCUAAAUUUGAAGGUCAAUGGAAGGAUAAAUACAAUAAAGCUCGUGAAUAUCUCUCGAAGAAAAUAGGAGAUCCUAAUGCUGAGAAAGAACUUUUGGAUUUUACAGAUAAUUAUGUAGUUGACAAUUGUGCCAAAAAAGCUAUUAGAGAUAAAAAGAGGUCUGCUGUUGUACAUGUUCAAUCAUCAACGACUCCUGAUAAACAUGAAGCAGCAGCAUCUAAACAAAAAGAUGAUGGAUCCUUUGAAUUGGAUGAUACUAUUUGUAAAGAAUUAGAAGUUCCUAUGGAAAACAUUGUGACUGGAGCCAAAUCGUGCACUAAUAACGAGAAAUUACAAUCUCCGGAGUCAGAUCCAUGGUGGAAGACAGCACUUACUAUGAGUUAUCUUCAAGUUGCCGCACCUCAUUAUAAUGAUCAUUGGAAAGAUAAAUAUAACAAAGCUCGCAAGUAUUUAUCUGAACAAAUUGGUGAUCCGAAUGUUGAAGAAGAAUUAUUAAAUUGUACUAAUAAAUAUGUGGUUGACCGAGCACACGACAAAGCUAUCCGAUACGAUAUUCAAGAACCUGUUCAUGUUACAAAACUUGAUUUCACUGAUGAAACUUAUCAAAAAGUUCUUGAAGGCUUACGUUCCUCCGCCCAUCCUGAUGCUGCUCGUAUAAUUUGCAAAUCUCAGAAUGACGACGGUUCCUUUACCCUAAAUCCUUUAAUUACCGAUCAUCUCAAUAUAAAACCAGAAGAAUUUAAUAAAUCUCUCAAGAAAUACGUUGGUAAUCUUAAACUUAGAGGAUGUGAUGAUUCUGUUUGGAACACUGCUUUUACGAUCUUUUAUUUAAAGAAUGUAUUAAAAGACCAAGAAAAUGAAUGGCGUGAUGCUUAUGAUCGCGCUAGUAAAUGGUUAUCUAAAAAGAUCGAUGACCCGACAUUGGAAAGAGAACUAUUUUCUGCGUGUAAACAAUACUUAGUUGAACAAGGUAGCAGUUGCCUUUAUUCAAAACCGUUCCAAGAUACGGAAAGAAUACAAGUCAUAAGACUUAAUGUUGAUGACGAAACACGUAAAAUAGUUUUAGAUGAUUUACGUUCUUGUGGCACGGAAGAACUUGCUCGUACACUUUGUUCUGAACAGGAAAGCAAUGGUUCAUAUUCUCCAAACGCUUUAGCCACUUUACGCCCAUUAAUUCCUUCGCCGGAAAGUGCUGUUGAGCAUCUUAAACGUUAUGUUGGUAGUAUAAAACUUAGAAAUUCCCCUGAUUCAAUUUGGCAUACAGCCUUUAUAACUUAUUACCUUAAAAAUAUUUUGGGAGACCAUGAGAAAGAAUGGCGCCAUUCCCAUGACCGCGCCAGAGCCUGGAUAACUGAUAAGGUUGAUGAUGCUGAAGCAGAAAAGGAAUUAUACUCCGCUUGUGAACAAUAUUUGCUUCAACAAGGUGUUGACCUCAUUAACAAUCGAGGUGGAAUUGAACAGGAGGAUGAAGAACAGGUCGAUGUUGUUGUUCUUCAAGUUAGCGAUGAAACACGUAAAGCUAUUCAUAAAAGUCUUCGUGAGGAUGUAAAUGAGGAAGUCGCUCGCACAAUUUGUAACUCUCAAGAACCCAACGGUUCACACACCUUAGAUAAAUCAAUUUCCGACCACCUUAAAAUCCCUUCAAUCGAUAAUGCCGUUGAGUCACUCAAGCGUUAUGUAGGAAGUUCAUUCUUGAGAAACUGUAAUCCUUCUUUAUGGAGUACAGCUUUUACAAUCACGUAUUUAAGAACUGUAUGUGAUAACUAUGAACAAGAAUGGAAACCUGCCUGUGAACGUGCAGCAGCGUGGAUUACCGAACAAUGUAAAAACCCUGAAGGCAUCGAUGUCCUUAAUGAAAAAAAUAGACAACCACGCGUUACUAAAAGACGAUCAGUAGUUAAAGGAGAGACUAUUCAAGUUAUCACACUUAAGGCAGAUGAUGAAACUCGCAAUGCUGUAUAUGAAUUCCUUCGUUCCCAAACUGGCCCAGAUCACCAUCGUACGAUUCUCACUUCUCAAGAAAAUGAUGGAUCAUUCUCUCUUCACGCUUUAAUCUCUGAUCACCUUCAGAUUCCAGCAGGUCCUGUUG